Molecule: messenger RNA, 3949 nt
Organism: Vidua macroura (Pin-tailed whydah)
Lineage: Eukaryota; Metazoa; Chordata; Aves; Passeriformes; Viduidae
Gene: RBM20
Product: RNA binding motif protein 20
Biological process (GO): regulation of RNA splicing
Cellular component (GO): nucleus
Molecular function (GO): mRNA binding; zinc ion binding
Source: RefSeq, a predicted model, not a curated record
UAGGAGAAGGGAAUAAUGAUGGUAUCACAAAAUCAGUCAGGAUCAGUGAUGUCUCAGCAGGGAAGCUGGAGGUUGCAUGAAGAGCAGAAGAGAGGGGAAAUUGCUGAUUCGGGGAUGGUGUGGGAGGGCCUGUAUGGCCUUUGCUUUCCGAGUUUGGAUACACUAAAUCCCUGGAAGUGGCUGUGUAUCCCAUGCUGGGCUUUAACAGGAGGUGAGCGUAGGUAGGCAUGGGGUGAAUUUGGCUAACCCAGAUGCUGAUUGUUUGCAGUGCUGCCAAGCUCCUGGAGAAGAGUCCAUUCUCUGUUGGCGCCCCGAGCCCCCUGCUCCCCUCGCCGGCGAGCCUGCAGCUGGCGCAGCUCCAGGCACAGCUCACGCUCCACAGGCUGAAGUUGGCUCAGACUGCCGUCACCAACAACCCGGCCGCCGCCACUGUCCUCAACCAGGUGCUCUCCAAAGUGGCCAUGUCACAGCCACUCUUCAACCAGCUGAGGCACCCCACGGUGAUGAGUGCCCCACAGGGCCACACCGCAGGCCCGCCCCAGGGGCCUGGCAUCGCCGGCACGAGGUUCCCCUCUGGUGGCAUUGCCUUUCCUGCCCAGAGCCCGGCCUUAGCUGCUCAAGGGGGAGGUCUGGGAGCCAUCCAGGCCCAGGCGCCCAAUGCAAUUGUCAUGAAUCCCUUUGGAAGUGUCAUGGCUCCGACCUCUGGCCAGCAGCCCGUGGUGGUGGGUCUCAACAAGGCAGGUGCUUCCACAUCUACUGCUGCAGGGAGCUUUUAUGAGUACAACAAGCAAAAUGCCAUCAGUGCCACAUCUCAGGCAUUCGCCUCGGAGGGGGAACAGUCCAACCAGCAUGGCUUCCUUGCUGGUGGCACCCAUACUGCCACCCCAGCAGCAGGGCCACACUACGAGAGUCACUUCGGGGCUCCCGGCCAGCUGCAGCACGAGGCGGCAGCGACAUUUCCCAAAGAGUCCUACGGGGCAGCAGCACAGCAUGGUGCAGCACGGGCCUUCCCCAGCGACCCACACACGGGCUCCCAUCCGAAAGGAGAUCCCGGCCCUCUCUUGCAUGGCAGCAGUACAAGCAACCAGUGGGAAAAUAUCCCUAAUUUCCCCAGCCAAAACAAGCCUGACCUCAUGCCCGGCGACAGCCUGUGGCCGUCAGCGAGUCAGCAGCAGUAUGAAAUAAGAAACGAGCUGUACAACCCCGAAGAGCCGACACCUGACACAAAGUUCAGCACGGCCGCCCCCCCCGCCUUUGGCCGCCUCAACCACAGCGCACAGAGCUUCGGCAGCCCUCGCAUGAGGCAGAAGGAGGAGCGCGGUGGCGGCACGCCCGAACUGCCCACCCGCUCCCUGCCACCGCACCAGCUUGGCGACCUCCGUGGCGUGGCCCCUCUCCACUUCCCCCACAUCUGCGCCCUGUGCGACAAGAAGAUCUUCGAUCUGAAGGACUGGGAUCAGCACAUUAAGGGAAGUCUUCACAUCCAAAAAUGUAUGGCUUUUUCAGAUAACACUGGUAUCCGGUGUAUGUUAAGCUCAGCAGAUGGAACAUUGCAUUUAUCGCCAAAUAAUGCAGCAGUUUUCAAUCCAUCUAGUAUUGAAGAUUAUUCACCAAAUGUUGGCACAUCUUUUAUUGCUACACCAGCAAGACCCUUUGGCCAGCCAGGUCCAUUUUCUUCUCCUCCAUCAGGGUUUCCCCAGAGGAAAUCUACACUGGGUCGAGUUGUUCACAUUUGCAACCUGCCUGAGGGAAGCUGCACAGAGAAUGAUGUCAUUAACCUGGGCCUUCCCUUUGGAAAGGUCACCAACUAUAUCCUCAUGAAAUCUACUAAUCAGGCCUUUCUGGAAAUGGCUUACAGUGAAGCAGCCCAAGCCAUGGUACAGUACUACAAAGAAAAACCUGCUAUGAUAAAUGAUGACAAGUUACUUAUUAGGAUGUCUAAAAGAUACAAGGAAUUGCAGCUGAAGAAACCAGGUAAGAAUGUGGCUGCUAUAAUCCAGGACAUCCACUCACAGAGGGAGAGGGACCUGCUGCGUGAAGUGGACAGCAGGUAUGGCACUGAGAGGCCCCGCUCCCGCAGCCCCAUAAGCCGCUCGCUGUCACCGCGGUCCCACACGCCCAGCUUCACUUCCUGCAGUUCACCACACAGCCCGCUGGGGACCAGCAGGACCGACUGGGGAAAUGGGAGAGAGGCAUGGGAUCAGUCCCCCUAUUCUCGACGGGAAGAGGAAAGAGAUAGCAGAGAAUGGCGAGAGAAUGGGGAUGAGAAGAGGGACAGGACUGACACGUGGGUACACGAGAGGAAACAUUAUUCCCGACAACUGGACAAGUUUGAUUUGGAUGAACGGCUUGAAGGAGGCAGAGGACACCGAGAAAAAUACUUAAAGACUGGUUCCCCUGGGUCCCUUCACCCUUUAUCUGGCUACAAGAACAGGGAAGAUGACUAUUACCGGAAAUCCUCUAAGUCAAAAUCUGACAAGUUUCAAAGGCAGCUGCAGGAUUUACCUGGGAGAUCUAAGAGGAAGGAAGAGGCAAAGUUAAGGGAACGCAGGCAUUCUUACAGCGAGGACACUGCCAGGGAGGAGGCAGCUGAACAGAAGCACAGCAAAGCAUCUGAGGGCUCCAGGCAAAAACAAAGUGAUAAGAAUAAAAUGAAGAAAGCUGAAAAAGACCAAGAAGAUGCUACUGCUGAAGGCAGUGAUGUAAAGGAAACAAAACCUCCCGAGAAUGAGCUUGAAAAUGAGGAGCAAGUUCCAGUGAAGAGCUCACCUUCAGAUAAUAAACAAGGAAAAGAAUCUGGAGAGAUUCUGGAAAACACAAAGAAAGAGAAGGACCGAGACUGGGAGAGUGGAAGUGAAAUAGAAGGUGAGACCUGGUAUCCUGCUAACAUGGAGGAAUUAGUGACAGUAGAUGAAGUAGGAGAAGAUGAUUUAAUUAUGGAGCCUGAUAUAACUGAGCUUGAAGAAAUAGUCCCAGUUGAUCAAAAAAAUAAAGCUGCUUCAGAAAUGUGUCCCUGUAUGUCAACCAUGUUAGAACUGAAAAACGAUCACAGCCACUUGAUAAGAAGUGAAGACAAAUUUGCCCAUAAAGCUUUAGAAACAAACUCCAGAACAUCAAAAGGCAAUGCAGCUUCUAGUGGCUGUCAGGAAGAUGAUGAGGAUGAUGGUAAUGAUGAUGCUGUAACUGAAGCAUCAAGCCUAAAUCUGGACCCUGAACAGAAGCCAGAGGAAUGGAAAGAAGACCAAUCUGCUAAGGAGUCUGAUUGCCACCAGAAGGAAGGAAAAAUUGAUAAGAGCUCUGACACUCGUUUAGAGCCUGAAGAUCACCAUAUACCUUCUGUUCAUCUGAAAGAAGAGACUCUUCAGCUCCCUGAUACAUUUAUAGAUGAUUACAAACAGAUGGGAUCACAAGGAGCUGAGAGCAGAGAAGUUACGGAAACGCUCAUUAAAAACGCUAGUGAAGAAUCAAGACAUGGAAGCCAAGAGUGUCCAGAGGCCAAGGCAAAUUCUAGGUACUUGGAAAUGAGAUCUCUGGAAUACCCGGAGGUAGAGUCUAAACCAAGGCCCUCUGCACCAGGCUGGGAACAAGAGGACGUCUUCACCGAGCUCAGCAUUCCCCUGGGUGUGGAAUUUGUGGUGCCUAGAACUGGGUUUUACUGCAAGCUCUGUGGACUCUUCUAUACAAAUGAAGAGACAGCAAAGACAAGUCACUGCAGGAGUACUGUUCACUACAAAAAUCUCCAGAAGUAUCUAUCCCAGCUUGCAGAAGAGAGCCUGAAAAUGAAGGAAGAAGGCAGCACUCUGCCUCAGGAUGACACUGGCAUCGUUCCUCACUUUGCAAAGAAAAAACUAUGAUGCAGAUGAACUGGAAGAGCUGUAAUGAGUGAAUGCUGAUACUUUUUUUUUUUUUUUUUAAUUUCUAUGAUAUAACUGUCAAUUUGCACUGUACA